GUGAAAAGGCCUACAAAACUUGUCUUCUUUCUGUUUUGAAGCUUGUGUUGGUACCAUUGAUUUUGACAUAAUUCUGCCUGCCUUCACCUUUUCGCACUGUAUGGUAAUGUUCCAUUUUGCUUGGAUUUCUUCAAGAUGACACUGUUUCCUGUCAAUCAAUGCUUCAUCUCCCUAAUACCCUAAUUCCCUCUCUCUCUCUCUCUCAAGGUGAAACUAGUUUACUGUAUCAUUGCCCCCUUCCUAUUACCUCUCUCCCCCUUUUUCUCAUGGUGUGUGAACAAAUCUAAGGAAGCAUGUGAAGAAAGUGAAGUAGAAGGGAAGGAGUUCUGAACAGACAAAAUAAUUUUGUAUUCAUUUGCAUGUCCUUGCUUGGGAGGGGGUCUGUUGCAAUUGGAAUACUGAGCACAAGUUCAGGAUAAGAUGUGUCAUAUCUGAAUAUGUGUGUGUGCAGUGCAGUUGGGAAGAAGGUUAGCUGAACUGAACACAGGCAAUAGACCAUUUCCCCAGGUUCCCAACUACCAGUUGAAUAUAAUAUUUUGGGUGAGAUUACAAGGCUCUGCACUGCCUAAAACAAUCAGAGUGGAGAAAGAAGGUGACAUAUCAGAGUUUUAGGCACCCAUUUCAAGUUUAGUUGGUGCCUUCUCACAGCUGUAUUAAACUAUUGUCCAUGUUUAUCUGUCUUGCUUAUCUGUUUUUAGUUGGUGGGUGCUGAGCUUAUAUCCACACUUUUGAUUAUGGCAAAAUCCUAGUUGUUUUUCUAAAGGAAUGAAGCUACUACAUGACCUUCCCCCUAGAACAUCUCUCUCUCUCUCUCUCUCUCUCUCUCUCUCUCUCUCUCUCUCUCUUUCUCUUUCUCUCUCUUUCUCUCUCUAAGAUUUCAAUAUUUUAAUCUUGUCUUUUAUCCCUGUAAGUUGUCAACUACAAGUCUACCAACCCAACAAGUCAACCAACAAACUUACUUCCUAAAGUUUGGUGGGAAGAAGAAAAUACAGGCAUGCACAUAAACUUAAAUUUCCCCCUAGAUGUUCCAAACCUGUCUAUCACAGUUUUUCCUAAAAUUCUUUCAUCCCCAGUUCUUUAGCUUCCUGUUUUUGUGCUUGCCUCUAAUCUUUGAGGAAACAUGGACAAUCAUCGUCACCAGAAACAAGCCAAAAUCACCCUACUAGAAUCUGAAGAAGUCAGCAGCACUAGGUGGCAGUUUAUAACUAUGACAGCACAAGAGGAAGAUCUUAUCCAUAGAAUGCAUAAGCUGAUUGGAGAUAGGUGGGAUCUGAUAGCAGGCAGAAUCCCAGGGCGGAAACCAGAAGAAAUAGAGAGGUAUUGGAUAAUGACUCACCUUGAAGGGUUUGGAAAAAGAAGAAGAGGAUGAGAGAGACAGAGAGAUACAGGCAGUAAGGGUUCAGUCAUUUAAAUCUUCAAAGACUUCUGAUGGGUUCUUUACUUCCUCUUUUGUGGUUUCCCUGAAGAUAACCAUCUACCUAAUAGCUUUAGUGUAUUGCAAGUGCCCUCUCUAAGAACACAUGGUAUGGAACUGAGCUAUUUUUUAUCAAUCAAAUAACACAGUAAAAUUUAUGAUUCCAAAUCAAAAA
Messenger RNA from Benincasa hispida (wax gourd), 1589 nucleotides. It is a transcript of the gene TRY, whose product is annotated as Homeodomain-like superfamily protein. The record is from RefSeq and is a predicted model, not a curated record. Gene Ontology annotation, cellular component: nucleus. Gene Ontology annotation, biological process: regulation of DNA-templated transcription; cell differentiation. Gene Ontology annotation, molecular function: transcription cis-regulatory region binding. Lineage: Eukaryota; Viridiplantae; Streptophyta; Magnoliopsida; Cucurbitales; Cucurbitaceae.